Staurois parvus is the source of this 313-nucleotide messenger RNA. Lineage: Eukaryota; Metazoa; Chordata; Amphibia; Anura; Ranidae. The record is from the annotation of a GenBank genome assembly.
CUCCUAUCACGUACCUGGUGAUGGAGGCCAAUGGAGAGAGGGCUUCCCUUGCGGCUAAGUUCCAGACUCCCCUGGAUAUGGGACAGAAGGAGUCAGGCCCAAAGUAGCACGGGUCGCCUGUAGGAGUGCUGGUCAGGAGUACACCCAGGAGCACAGCUGAUGCACUGGGAUGGUGUCUGCAGACAGGUGGCGCCUGUGAGCGGUAUGCAGGCCUUCAGGGAAACAGAGGACCACAGAGUAGUCGGUUCAAAGCCAAGGUCAAGUGCCAGGUGGAGAUUGGAGCCGAUGUAGUCAGUAGACUAGCCGGGGUCAU